Messenger RNA from Linum trigynum, 1185 nucleotides. The record is from the annotation of a GenBank genome assembly. NCBI's taxonomy places the organism in Eukaryota, Viridiplantae, Streptophyta, Magnoliopsida, Malpighiales, Linaceae.
AUGCUUAUGCGUUUCCCGUCCUCCUUUUCCCUCCGGAAUAUGCAGAGUGCAAUGAAGCUUCUGGCGGGGUCACGCUUGGAUUACGAUCCUCCUGACUUGUUGCAAUCAAGUUUCCAUAUUUCGAAACCCAUUGUUGCGGCUGGUAGCAAGCUCAUUUCCUUACCUGGAUGCGCGAGGUUUAUGCGGACUUCGUGCCGUGUCACUGUCCCUGGGACCUCGUCUGCAACUCUUGAAAACCAGAACCCACCUAACUUUUUGAGGAACAAGAAGACGGUUCCUGAUUCUGAUCCUCCCAGCGCUCGAGAUGUCGAUCUGUUGUAUCAGUUCUUUGACCAAAGCAAGAAACUUAUGGUGCUGACUGGGGCUGGAAUGAGCACCGAGUGUGGAAUUCCUGAUUACCGAAGUCCAAAUGGAGCUUACAGUUCUGGAUUCAGACCAAUUACCCAUCAGGAGUUUGUUCGUUCAAGUCGGGCUCGUAGGCGAUAUUGGGCCAGGAGCUAUGCCGGUUGGAGACAGUUUACUGCAGCGCAGCCUAGUGCUGCUCAUUUUGCUUUAUCGUCAUUGGAGAAGGCUGGCAGAAUAAAUUUCAUGGUCACACAAAAUGUUGAUAGACUGCAUCAUCGUGCUGGGAGCAGCCCAUUGGAAAUACAUGGCACAGUGUAUUCUGUGAUCUGUCUAGAUUGUGGCUUUUCAUUUGGCCGAGAGCUAUUUCAGGAACAGUUGAAGGAUCUCAAUCCAAAGUGGGCCGAAGCAAUUGAAAGUUUGGACAGUGGUGCUCCUGGAUCAGAUAAGAGCUUUGGCAUGAAACAGAGACCUGAUGGUGAUAUUGAGAUUGAUGAGAAAUUUUGGGAGCAGGAUUUCCAUAUCCCGACAUGCCAGAAUUGCAAUGGAGUCCUAAAGCCUGAUGUCGUUUUCUUUGGUGACAAUGUACCAAAGGAAAGAGCAGAGAAAGCAAUGACAGCUGCAAAGGAGUGUGAUGCUUUCCUGGUUCUAGGAUCAUCGAUAAUGACAAUGUCAGCUUUCCGACUUAUCAAAGCUGCACAUGAGGAGGGUGCUGCUACAGCAGUCGUGAACUUGGGUGUGACACGAGCUGAUGAUUUUGUGCCCUUGAAGAUAAAAGCUCGAUUAGGGGAGAUCCUACCCAGAGUGCUUGACAUUGGAUCACUCAGCAUUCCUUCCCUCUAG